Molecule: messenger RNA, 6513 nt
Organism: Heterostelium album PN500
Lineage: Eukaryota; Evosea; Eumycetozoa; Acytosteliales; Acytosteliaceae
Product: THADA/TRM732 family protein
Exons: 3
Coding region: 1-6513 (2170 amino acids)
Biological process (GO): tRNA methylation
Cellular component (GO): cytosol
Source: RefSeq, a predicted model, not a curated record
AUGGUUAAAUCAGAGAUAAAGUUAUUUAAGAAACCAGAAAAGAGUAAACACAGACAAGAAUUAGAACAGUUUCUGGUGAUAGAUAACUCGAUAGUCACAAGAUAUGUCAAUGCUUUAAAGUCAUUGGUAUUUCCAGCCGACGACAUAUCGAAGGUAGCUGUCUCAGCAACCGGUAGCAAUCCAUCACUAAAGCAGAAUCUAAGUAUUAGUGGUACUUCGCAAUCAACCAUAAGAGAUGUAGCAAUCAAAUUCCUAGAGUCAAAGUCACAAGGUGAUCAAAUUAUAUUUGUAAAACGAUUAGAAUCAACUACAACAACAAGAUCAUCAUCAACAACAACAACAACAACGACAACAACAUCCAAUAAUAAUAAUAAUAAUAUCAGUAAUGAACUAACUGAACAACUUGUAACAAUGUCAAUUUCAAUAUUAUUCGAACAACGUUCACCUAAUCUUCAGAUUAACAAAUCAUUGAUUGCAAUGUUGAACAAUCUAAGUUUGUCAAGCGACAAUCUCGACUUGUUGAACAGCCGGUUGUCGGGUGUAUUUAGUUUGAAUGACGAUAAAGUAACUAUUUACUAUGCUCAUCUUAUUACGCUGUUGUCAGAUUUGAAGUUGGCAGCUGGCUAUAUGUGUCAAACCGGUUGCAACGUUGCUCUGGGCAUGCUAUCAAAGUUGCUAUCGGAGCAACUCGGUGUUAUGCAACAACAGAGUGGAACUGUCUACCUUAAUGAAGUGUAUGCCGACUGUGACUAUACUCUACGUGCUCUGAUGUCACUCUACUCUGUGUAUCCAGAGCAACUACGUGUACUCCUACCGCAACACUCCAACAUCCUGAUAUCGCUCGACAACAUACUCUCACUCUCGCAAUACCCCAAACAAAUAGUAGGUUUAGCUGCCUUUCUAUUCACCGAAUACCUAUCAUUACAAACAACAACACAACUGCAAUAUCAACAACAAGUGAUAGGUCAUUUCAUCUCACCACCAUCCAACAACAACAACAACAACAAAGAUAGUUUAUUAUUACAAAACAUCAUCUUUAAAGACAACAACAAUAAUAAUAAUAAUAGUAGUAGUUACUUCAACGAUAGAUUUAUGAACUAUCCACAUCUUUCAAGAGUUAGUAUAUUCAGAGGAUUAUGUCUAUCUUCCAAGUUGAAUUGGUUGACCGAAUGGAUAGAUACAUCUAUUGUAUUGAAACAACAUCAACAUCAACAACAACAACAACAACAACAAACUAGUAAUAGACAAUCGAUAUUCUUAAAUUAUAUCUAUUUAGAGAUUGUUAAUGCUUGUGUUACAGCUGUCGAUGUAUUUGGUCGUGUUGCGUCGAUCGAGUAUCUACAUCUUUGGUAUGAUAUUCUAAGACAGCAGCUAGAGACAACUGAUAUUGAAUCGCUGUUGCACGUUGACUACCAGCAUUUCUUUGGUAACUAUUUCAAUAUGGUACUAGAGAUUAUCUUUACCAAUUGGGAAUCAACAAUCUCAUCGAUACCAACUCAACUCAAUGAGAUAUUCAAUUGCUUACUAUCGAUACAUUACCUUUGUAUGAAACAACAAAGCAACAACAAAAAUAACAAUAACACCAACGACUGUAAGCAACAGCUCAGCGGUACAGCAUCAAACUUCAUACCAGACAUUACAACUAGACUCAUUGAGGAACCAUGGACACAAAAGGGUAAAUACGCUCUACUUAAAUCGAUUAUCGAUCGUGAAGGUGCACUUUUUAUGUUCUCAUUAAAAGGUAACUUUAUGAAAGAUAUCUUACUUGCAAUGAGUGAUCAUACCAUUUGUAAUUCGGCAAAAGGAUUCUUAGAGUUGUUGAUGGAAUCAUUAAAGAAUGAAGUGUCAAAGAGAAUCAAGGCAGAGAAUACAUUCAGCGAUGAAAAGUUGGAGAGUGAAGCAAUUCAAGAACAAUGUGAGCUGUAUUGGUUGAUUCCGCUGUUGAACGUACUCACAGAAUGUGACGACAACACAUGUUCAAAGAUCAUACUCUACGGUACACCUUGUUUCCUUAAGGUAUUCCCAAGAUCAUUAAUAUCGAUUUUAGAUGUAUUGAACAAAGAUAACAACAACAACAACAAAUCAUCCAAUAACAACAACAACAACAAAUGUAAACAACAAAUAGUAAUGGAUAAUAAGAUAUCAUUAAGAAUAUCACUAUCGGUUUUAAAUACUGCUAGACAACUUGCAAUACUUGAGGGUAUCGAAAUUCUAAACAAUAACUAUUCAACUAUCAAUCAAUCUUUAUAUAAUCAAGAUGAUUCAUUAAGAAUGUUAGGAUUAGAAUUGGUUUGUUGUUCACCAAAGAAUACAGAAAGACCAACAAGAGUAGAGAUUGGUUUGUUAAAGGAAUUCUUAUCGCUUGCACUCAAGUCUAGUUCACCAUAUAUUAGAAAUCAUACCAACUCUAUACUCGAUAAGUUUUGGGUUCGUCUUAGAGAAUCUUAUGCAAAAGUUUUCCGUACAAAGUCAGUAGCUACUGCUGCCACUACGACAACCAACGAACUAUAUCUAUCAAACGACGAGAUUGUAGAGUUUAUUAAUUGGUGUUCGAGCUUGUUUGUAUCUUGCUUGUAUCCAGGUGCACCUUACCCAAGAAAGAUGCUACCGAUCGAUGCCAUCUCGAGUAUGGUCGAUGCGUUCAGUGCGGAGCGAUUCAAAGAUAAACCGGCGGUAGUGCCAUUCCUCAGCUUUGUAAACGAGCGAUCCACCUUGUUUUCAAGUAGCAAUACAUUGGUAUUGAUUAACAAUCUUUGGGAUCAGUACGAUCGUUGUCGUGAGGUUGCCAGCUCCAUUUUGAAUCGAUUCCCAUCGCCGCUGCCAGGAUUCUCUGAGCAGCAACCGAUUGCCUCGUUGAUAUUGUGGGGACUGAAGUUGGCUUGCAGUCCCAAGGCAAGAGAGAGCGACACCGGUGCAAUGGUACUACGUCUCUAUCUGAACAAGUACGUUGCACUCGGUCGCAGUGUCCCGACAUUCACUGCCAACCAAGACGCUCCGAUUGCUCUCAGCGAGUUUGCCGACAAAGACAAUGCCGUGCUUCACUAUAUUCGACAGAUCAUGAGAGUGUUACGCUCACAGGUAGCGUUGGCAUCUAGCAAUCUAUUGGAGGCAGCCAAGUAUGCACCGAUGCACGGAUUGAUUCUUAGCAUUCGUUAUCUCCUAUCUUCGCCAACCAUCGAUUUCAAUCGUAUUGAGAAAUCGGCGCAGUUGAAAGAGCAAUGGAGAUUGCUCAUUUCCGAUCUCAUCGCACUUCUCUUCUCCAUUUCCAAUAUUGUUUUGAGAGUGGUUGCUGACUCUGCUCCAGAAGGUUACAAUCCAAACAGCAGCAACAAUAGUGAAUCGUCUUCACUUCUACCGAAAUCAUUGCCAAGCGGUAUAUUAUACGAUGAUGACGAACGAUUGGCAUCUAGUUUUGCAACACUCUCAGCUGCCGAGAAGACUAGUACUUCGAUUGAGGAAUUGUUGGACCAAGUAGGUGGUGCUGGCGGCGGUGCCGGUGGAAACAAUGAAGAUGAGCAAGAUGACGAUGAGGAAUCAUUGAUGCCUGCAUCCGGCGACCAAAUUAAAGGUAGUGCCGGUCAGAUUAUCACAGUUUGUUCAUGGCAAUCGAUGAAACAUCUCAGCCUUUGUUUGGGUGCAAUUCUCGAUCGUGUUACAUUCCCAACUGCAAAUACCACUGAACAAACUAUCAAGGAUACUCUCAUCUCUGUCGAGCAAAUCAAUGAGAUCGGUCGUUCCUUUGUGCAUAUCCUUUUGAACACCAGACACAAGGGUGCCAUUGAGAAAGCAUAUCUUGGAUUCCAAGUACUUUGUUCGCGUCUCAUGGGAUCUACUCUGCCUGCGCUCUACACCCUCCCAUCGAGCUGGAUCGACUCACUCUUCAAACGUGUACAAGAACAAUCGCUCUCCAUCACAAGACGUUCUGCAGGUCUGCCAUUCGUAUUCACCGGACUACUCACUGGAGAAUCUACACAUCAAAAGAACAAGAUGGCCGGUCCUCUAUUGCAGCUGGUGAUUACCAAUCUCUUGAAAAUGGCAUCCGGAAACAACAGUGGAUUGCAAGCUAGCGAAGUGAUUGACCACGAUCUGGCGGAGCAGAGAAUCUACCUGCCACAGGUUCAUUCUAUCAAUAUCCUACGUUCCAUCUUUAGAAACAAGACUAUGACCAACGAGUUGGGACAGUAUUUCGCCGAUACCAUGAUUGCGAUCGUCGGUGCCUACUCAUCGCCUUCCUGGUCGGUGCGUAACGCUGCCACGAUGGCAUUCAGUACGAUGGUCGACAAGGUUGUCGGUGUCAAAAAGGUACGUGAGGAAUCGAGUCAACUCAAUACCACAACGUUCCACUAUUUCUUUGGACACAUGCCAUCGCUCUAUCCAUUCCUACUGGAACACUUUUCCAAGUCGUUGACUGCCAUCCAACAGGAGCAAGGACAGUCCGACCAUGUGCUACAGUCCAGUGUCUACGCGAUUCUCGUUCUCUUUGCGCGUUUGCAACCGUCAAACAUGACAGAUCCAGCCGACUCUCUCUCGCCAACUCCCUUCAUCCAGUACAUCAGUGAGUGUUGCACAUUCUCCAAUUUCAUGGUUCGUCAGAUUGCAGCGCGUGCACUCGUACCAUUCAUUCCAUCGCGUGAAGUCAUCGGAUUCAUCAACACACUCAUCAACAAUGUCAAUCAAUCGGACAAGCGUGAUUUCAACAGAAUUCACGGUGUACUCUUCCAAAUCUAUCAUUUGUUGAAACUGCAUAUUCCAACUAUUCUAUCGCCAAAGGAUAAGGAGACAAUGGUAAUCGAUGCAAUCGGUGCGAUGGAGCGACUACUCUGGAUCCUCUCUAAACGUGUUGUCCCACUAGCUUAUUUGGUUCUCCAGAUUUUCAAUGAACUCAAUUCAUCGAUCAUCCACACCGAUCUCACCAAAUACAACGAGCACCAACAACAAUCGAUCGAACAAACAUUGCUUCAGGUCAACAAAAUGUCAAACGCAAUAUUACAAUCUUCAAACACCAACUCUGAACAAUGCGAAAGAAAUCGAAAGAUUCCACUUUACAGUUCGUAUAUCCAUGAAGCCGGUAUCAAUGUCUUGAAUCUCCUGGAAAACUCAAUCCAAAAGAGACCGUUGGUUUCAAAGAUUUUGGUGGUUUCCAACAUCGAAGAGAUUGUCAAUCAAUUGCUAUCGAUGGUAUCACACCGUGAAUAUGAAAUUCGUUUAGUAGCAAUCAAGUUCCUUUUGUCAAAUAUCGAUGCUAUUGUUAAGCAUCUUCAUUCAACUGGCAAUGACAACAAAGUAAUCAGUUCCAUCCAAGUCAAGCUUUUGGAUAUUUUGAAAUCAGAGAACAAUAUACCAGUCCUAAAGAGAGCAGCUCGUAUCCUACCGAAAUUGGAGAUCCCUCUUCAAUUGGCUGGCAACGACCUACUCGAAUUCACUCUGAAUCUAUUGCCCAAGAGUGGAAUUAAGAAGGAUGCUAUUGUAUUGUUUGGAUAUGCCUACAAGCAAUAUUGCUUGUCUGCCAACAGCAGCAGCAGCAACAACAGCAGCAACGACGAGAUGUCAACGAUCAUGUCUGACAAAUGGGUUGAAAUGGUGUCGAGUUAUUCAAACUCUGAGAAACCUCAUGAAAUAAGAUUAGCAAUCACAUUGGCACUUGGAGCAACAAGCUCAUUGCUCUGUGGCGUCGAUGGAAAUGUCAUUUCAAAUCGUGUUGCCAUUGAGAUGUGGUUGGCACUUGCCACUUUGUUGGAGGAUGACGAAGAUGGAAUAAGAUCGAUGUCCCAAACCAUCGCAUGGUCGGUACUCAAUGAACAAAACUCUUGUUCAUCGUUGGUAUGCGAUACUACCAAGACCAUCCAAUCGAUCUACUCUCAUCUGACAAAGAGAUACUCCAAUGAUAGUUAUCUUGUUAACAAAUAUCAAAGUAUCCUUGCCAUAAAUAAUACUACUAAAUCAUCAAACAACAAUAUAUACUCUAAUGAAUUUAAGAGUUCUGUUGUAUUGUUUGAUAAGGAAGAGGAUAACUAUUUCCAAGAGAAACUACUUACCAUUCAAGUGGUAACAAAGAAUCUGUUGGAUAUUGUUGGUCAGUCCAAGGCUGAACAGCCGUUGUUCAACUCUGGUCAACUAAAAACUUUGUUGGAGAGAGCCACCAACUAUGCAAAUUGGAUCAAGAGAUCGUCAGAAAACAACAAACACUCUGUUUGGACCAGUUGGCUUACCUACAAUCAAGAGGUAUUCCAACCUUUCUACCAGUGUAUAUGUUCACUUCUUGUUGUCACAUCACAACAAUCGCUAUUCACCCAACAUCAAUCAGAAAUCAAUCAACAUAUCACCGAUAUCCAAUCGACACUAGCCAAUCAACCCAUUCAUCCAUUGAUGUUAAACAUAUUACAUAAACUUGAAAAACAAUGUAUUGUUAACAACAACAACAAUAGUGACAAUAACAACUCGACAAAUUCAGCAGUUGGUACUACCAAUUCUACCAGGGAUUAUCUAAAUACCUUCUUUUUAACAUCGUUAUAA